This is a messenger RNA of Carassius auratus (goldfish), 3394 nucleotides long. Its product is annotated as E3 ubiquitin-protein ligase RNF182-like. The coding region runs from base 1034 to 1777 and encodes 247 amino acids. The record is from RefSeq and is a predicted model, not a curated record. NCBI's taxonomy places the organism in Eukaryota, Metazoa, Chordata, Actinopteri, Cypriniformes, Cyprinidae. The transcript has 2 exons.
CAACGUCAAAGUAUCCCGUCUAUCAUCACCGUCUUCGGUGCUCACGUGCGUCCGGUAAGAGAAGUCAAACGCGUUGGAUCGGAGCUCGCGCUGGCUCCUGUUGCCACAGCAACCACUGAGGAGAAAUCCGUGCAGCUUCAGAUGCUGGAGCAUUACCGCAAUGAGGGGGAUGUAGCUGUUGUGGUCGGACAGAUGGGACCUCGAGAUUGACUGUGACUCACCACAAAGCGACGAGAAAAGGAAAAUGUGUCGGUAAUAGACAAUUAUUAGGGUCGGAGACUGUUUUCUGAGGCGCAAUCAAGACCUGAGGUUUUUGCAGAAGGAACAAAGAGCUUCAAGAACUCAGAGGACAAUAUAAGCAUUCAUAGUUGAAAGUCAUGAUCAAGUGUAGCCAUUACUAGAAGAAGAACAUAUCUGACAGUAUUCAGGAUGAUUCUGCUGACUUUAUCUGAAUCUGUGAUUCUUCCACCUCAUUCCUGAAUCAGUUAUGGAUAACGAGGCAAAAACACACUCCGUGUCCAGACUCUGAUUUCAAAGGAACUGGCAGACGCUUGACAGCCGUGCUAUGGAAUAUUUUUGGACCUCUCUGGUGUCAACUGACUUGAUUUCUUUGUCUCUUCGGUUUUGUCUUUUUCAUGCUGGAAAAACCCAAGUAAGUUCUGGAACUGAGCUUGGAAAGUGAAUGGAGAUCAAUGCAAGCAAUGAAUUUGCAUAUUGUUGCAUUUGAGCUUUUUCUGCUUGUCAUAUAAUACAUUAUGGUGUCAUAUCAUGGACAUAUAUUAAGCUUUCUGUCAGGACUAAGUUUGAUUCUGUGGACUUCUAAUCAGCAUUUUGUGCUGCAAGCUCUUGAAAAGAUGAAUUUAAGCAAUCGUUGUUGGUGAAAAACAAACACAAAGCAGAUAAACAAGGUCUAACAAGGAGGGUGCUCAGGUACUGCUCCUAUAGCAUACUUAAAUUUGCUUAAUUUGAACAUUUGCACCAGCUUCCUGGCUCUUCCAGUCCUCUCGGCUGUUACUGCACUCCAUCUCUCAGGAUGAGCCAGAAGUCUGACUCGGAGACUGAGGGCUCCCAGGCACCAGUGAUUUAUACGGUGGAGGAACUGGAGUGCAAGAUCUGCUACAAUCGCUUUGACACCCGGUCCCGCAAGCCCAAAGUGUUGAGCUGCUUGCAUCGUGUCUGUGCCAAAUGCCUCAAGAAGAUGGUGGAGCUGGAUUCGUCUCCGAGCAUCAUCAGCUGCCCCUUCUGUCGCCAUGAGACUCAUGUCCCCGAUGAGGAGAUCUGGUUGCUUCAAGAUGACAGCAACAUCCUGGCUAUUCUGACUUACCAGGACCAGGCACGUAAGAGUGGUACCACACCCAGUGGUGAGGUGCUUUUGACGCCCAGCAGCUUGAGCGGAGGCGAGCAGGCCCACAGUUCAUCCGACUGCCUCGUCAUCACAAUCAUGGAAGUCCCCGGAGAGUCGCAGUCCUCUGACUCUAUGAGCAUGUUGAACAUGGUGCGCUUGUAUCGGCCGGCCAGCCUUGACUCCUUGCCUUGCCACCUGCCCGUGCAGAAGUGCCGGGCAUGGACGUCUCAUUCGGUUCCUCGCUUUUUGAUGGGUUUCCUCUGCCUGGUCUACUUCAGCUCGCUGCCACUGGGGAUCUACUUACUGAUGAUCCAGCAGCUCACAAUGGGAGUGAUCUUGGUCAGCCUGGUGCCCUCCACCCUGGUCCUUUGCGUGUUCUACGGCUUCUGCCAAUGUCUGUGCCAUGAGAUCAUGGAGGCCAUCGCCACAUAACACCCCAUUGGUUGGUCUUUGGACUGAUCUUUGGACUAGCCAGACCUGUAAAAGAACAAAAGCCAAAUGACUGAUGCAUACUUGCUAAUCCCAGACACCCAAUGCACCAGAUUAUACCAGCAUCUACUCCUUGUAACCCACCUCACAUUGUAUGCAGGGCCAACUAUAAUUUACUUUAGCAGCUAAGGCUUGAUUACCAAUGCAAGCUGAAAGUAAUGAUUUUGGACUGCAUCAGAUCGCUGUGUUUUUGUAUCAUGUCUAGCUCACCCAAUGGGUCUUCAACAACUGUGAUAUAAAUAACAUGCAAAAGAGGAUGAAUCUCUGUCCACACUUUAAAACAGAAACCACAGGAUGUGUUCAACAAUACUAGAUGAUUUGUUCGCUUUUCAUUAUCUUAUAAAUAUCUGUGGUAUAAUUUCAAUCAUUGUCUCAAUGUUCUCGUUGAAGUUCCUAGUUGCCUUUGUAAGGCAUAUCAAUGGCCAAGCUGUAAUGUAUAUGUUAAAUAAGUGAAUAUGUGUUUGUCAUUGCUAUGAGAAUGAACAAAUACUUUAAAGCCACCUGUUAGAUAAUCAAUAAAGAUUCUUCCAUAUCUAACAGAGCAAUGAAGUACACUUACCAUACUUGAACACUGCUGGAGUAUUGUUCUGGACAAGGACAUAAAGAUGCACUGGAUAUUCAUUGCAACUGGCAUCCUAAAAUAAAUCCAGUAACUGAUGCACAUAACUUUAUAUAAAAGGAAUACCUCCUAUAUCACAAUUUUGAGUGUGAAGCAGAUUAUAAAUAUGACUGAGUAAUUGUCAGUGCCUAUUACAGCUUUGCUGUUUUGCUAACUGAAUGAGUUAAACUUUCUGGUGUUGCUCAGGAGACUUGACCCAUGGGAGUGUACGUGUUGGAUCAAGUGACACACAGCUUUCAAACAAGCCCAAGAAACCACAAGGGAGUCAAUAAAGGAUCCCCGUCUACUCCUCCACAAUACCAUACCACUCUCCCUGUGGACAAUUAACUUCACAUAAACCACUGUGCACAGCACACAAAUUAUUACACACACCCACAUGCACACAUAUAUAUAGACAACCGUACAUACAUUCAUUAUGCAUCGAAAACCUUGUCCUCCCAACACUGCAUGUAUUUCUGAGAAAGAAAGAACUUUGACAUAGUGAUCUAUAGUGCAAGGUAUUCUGGGAGCAUGAACUGCAAGGUUUGGGCCUAAUUUUAACAAGUGUCCCUGAAGACCGGCUUCUAUAAAAGCUUUGGAAAAAGAACACAGGUGAGCGUACAAAUACAAGAAGGUUGGCAGAAGUGUCUCAAACAGGUGUAAUCACACUGAGAAGCAGGAAUACCAAAACAACUCGCAAGUUUCCGAAGACUGUGAAACCAUACGGAUAUCUUUGAGGCUCAAGUUACCAGUAAGUGGAUUUUCUCUUUUCUAAAAUGUUUGGCAUACAAAUGCAUCUGCAUGCAAAAGGGUGUAGCAUUUUAAAUGAACAUUAUCACAUCAAAACGAAUGAAAAAAUAAGGAAACAUAAGAAUUAAUGUUAAAGUGGUACAACAGUUACAACAAAAGAAAACCAGAAAGAAACCAGACUAAUAAAGGCAAAUAAUUUAUUUAUUUAAGCA